Aquila chrysaetos chrysaetos is the source of this 6919-nucleotide messenger RNA. RefSeq names its product tripeptidyl peptidase 2 (gene TPP2). Gene Ontology annotation, molecular function: tripeptidyl-peptidase activity; serine-type endopeptidase activity. Lineage: Eukaryota; Metazoa; Chordata; Aves; Accipitriformes; Accipitridae. The record is from RefSeq and is a predicted model, not a curated record. The transcript has 30 exons. Gene Ontology annotation, biological process: proteolysis. The coding region runs from base 54 to 3845 and encodes 1263 amino acids. Gene Ontology annotation, cellular component: cytosol.
GCCGCGCUCAGGUCUCGCGCGGCCCCGUGCCCCGUCGCCCGCCCCCUUCCGUCAUGGCGGCCGCCGCCGAGGAGCCGUUCCCUUUCCACGGCCUCCUGCCCAAGAAGGAGACCGGCGCCGCCGCCUUCCUCGCCCGCUUCCCGGACUUCGACGGGCGGGGGGUACUGCUGGCUGUGCUGGACACCGGCGUGGACCCGGGGGCGCCGGGCAUGCAGAUUACAACUGAUGGGAAACCCAAGAUAAUUGAUAUAAUUGAUACAACAGGCAGCGGUGAUGUAACUACAUGUACCGUUGUAGAACCUAAAGAUGGGGAAAUUACUGGUCUUUCUGGAAGAACUUUAAAGAUUCCAGCGAACUGGGUAAAUCCUUCAGGCAAAUAUCACAUUGGCAUAAAAAAUGGCUAUGAUAUCUAUCCUAAAGCUCUUAAGGAAAGGAUACAGAAAGAACGCAAGGAAAAGCUCUGGGAUCCUGUUCACAGAUUGGCUCUAGCAGAGGCCUGUAGGAAACAAGAAGAAUUUGAUGCUGCUCAUAGCUCUCCCUCCCAGGUUUGUGUAAAUAAGCUAAUAAAGGAAGAACUUCAAAAUCAAGUGGAACUGUUGAAUUCUUUUGAGAAAAAAUAUAGUGAUCCUGGCCCAGUAUACGAUUGUCUAGUAUGGAAUGACGGUGAGACCUGGAGAGCCUGCAUAGAUACAAGUGAGAGUGGUGACUUAAGUAGCUGUACAGUGCUGAGAACCUAUAAAGAGGCUCAGGAAUAUGGAUCUUUUGGAACAUCUGAGAUGUUGAAUUAUUCUGUGAAUAUAUAUGAUGAUGGAAACCUUCUUUCCAUUGUGACAAGUGGAGGAGCACAUGGAACACACGUGGCUAGUAUUGCAGCUGGAUACUUUCCAGAAGAACCAGAAAGAAAUGGUGUGGCUCCUGGAGCUCAGAUUCUUGCAAUCAAGAUUGGCGAUACAAGACUAAGUACAAUGGAAACUGGCACUGGUCUAAUAAGAGCUAUGAUAGAAGCAAUAAAAUACAAGUGUGAUCUUGUCAACUAUAGCUAUGGAGAGGCAACACAUUGGCCAAAUUCUGGGAGAAUUUGUGAAGUAAUUAAUGAAGCAGUGUGGAAACACAAUGUAAUCUAUGUUUCAAGUGCAGGAAAUAAUGGCCCUUGCCUUUCUACAGUAGGAUGUCCUGGUGGAACUACAUCUAGUGUAAUAGGUGUUGGUGCCUAUGUAUCACCUGACAUGAUGGUUGCUGAAUACUCUUUAAGAGAAAAACUGCCAGCAAAUCAAUAUACUUGGUCAUCCAGAGGGCCUAGCACUGAUGGAGCCCUUGGAGUAAGUAUCAGUGCCCCAGGAGGUGCUAUUGCUUCUGUUCCAAACUGGACUCUGCGAGGAACACAACUCAUGAAUGGCACAUCCAUGUCUUCUCCCAAUGCAUGUGGAGGCAUUGCAUUAGUAUUGUCAGGUCUCAAGGCUAAUGAUAUUCAUUACACUGUUCAUUCUGUCAGAAGAGCUUUAGAAAAUACUGCAGUGAAGGCUGAAAACAUAGAAGUAUUUGCACAAGGACAUGGAAUUAUUCAGGUUGAUAAAGCCUAUGACUACCUCAUUCAGAAUUCAUCAUUAACAAGUAACAUAGGCUUUACGGUUACUGUUGGCAGCAACCGUGGAAUCUACCUCAGAGAUCCUGCCCAGAUAGCUGCACCUUCUGAUCAUGGGGUUGGCAUAGAACCUGUCUUUCCGGAGAAUACAGAAAAUACUGAAAGAAUAUCUCUCCAGCUUCAUUUAGCUUUAACUUCAGCUGCACCGUGGGUCCAGUGUCCUAGUCAUUUAGAGCUUAUGAACCAGUGUCGACACAUAAAUAUUCGUGUGGAUCCACGUGGCCUGAGAGAAGGACUGCAUUAUACAGAGGUGUGUGGAUAUGAUAUAGCAAUGCCUAAUGCAGGCCCUCUGUUCAGAGUUCCAAUAACUGUUGUUAUACCAACAAGAGUAGAUGAAUCAUCAAGCUAUGAUGUGACAUAUACAGAUGUUCAUUUUAAACCUGGUCAAAUCCGAAGGCACUUCAUUGAUGUUCCACAGGGAGCUACGUGGGCUGAAGUGACAGUAUGUUCAUGUUCAGCUGAUGUGACUGCCAAGUUUGUGCUUCAUGCUGUUCAGCUGGUGAAACAAAAAGCCUAUAGAAGUCAUGAGUUCUACAAAUUUUCAUCCUUACCAGAAAAAGGAUCAGUGACUGAAGCAUUUCCUGUCUUAGCUGGAAAAACCAUUGAAUUUUGUGUUGCUCGGUGGUGGGCAAGCCUUAGUGAUGUUAGCAUUAAUUACACAAUUUCUUUCCAUGGUGUACUUUGUGCUACUCCUCAGCUAAACAUGCAUGCUUCAGAAGGCAUCGUACGAUUUGAUGUUCAGUCCCUGUUGAAGUAUGAAGAUAUUGCUCCAUGCAUAAAUCUGAAAAGCUGGGUUCAAACGCUCAGACCAGUGAGUGCAAAAAUAAAACCUUUGGGCUCCAGAGAUAUUUUACCAAAUAAUCGUCAACUGUAUGAAAUGAUUUUGACCUAUAACUUCCAUCAGCCUAAGAGUGGGGAAGUAACUCCAAGCUGUCCACUUCUUUGUGAAUUGUUGUACGAAUCUGAAUUUGAUAGUCAACUUUGGAUUAUUUUUGACCAGAACAAAAGACAAAUGGGUUCAGGAGAUGCCUAUCCGCACCAGUAUUCUGUGAAACUGGAAAAAGGAGAUUACACUAUUCGGUUACAAAUUCGUCACGAACAGAACAGUGAGCUGGAUCGCAUCAAAGACCUUCCAUUUAUUGUUUCUCACAGGUUGUCUAGUACCUUGAGCUUAGAUAUUUAUGAAAACCAUAGCCUUGCUCUCUUAGGAAAGAAGAAAUCCAACAGUUUGACAUUACCACCAAAACACAGUCAGCCAUUCUUUGUUACAUCUCUGCCUGAUGACAAAAUACCUAAAGGAGCAGGACCAGGAUGUUAUCUUGCAGGAGCUCUUACAUUGUCUAAAACAGAACUUGGAAAGAAAGCUGGGCAGUCUGCAGCAAAGCGACAAGGAAAAUUUAAAAAGGAUGUCCUUACUGUUCACUAUCAUCUGAUACCAUCACCAUCAAAAAGUAAAAAUGGCAGCAAAGAGAAAGAAAGAGAACAAGAAAAAGAAAAAGAUGUAAAAGAAGAAUUUGCUGAAGCUUUAAGAGAUCUAAAAAUACAAUGGAUGACCAAGCUGGAUACCACUGACAUGUAUAAUGAAUUGAAAGAAGCGUUUCCUAAUCAUCUUCCAUUGUAUGUUGCAAGACUUCAUCAGCUGGAUUCUGAAAAGGAACGAAUGAAAAGACUUGAUGAAAUUGUUGAAGCUGCAAAUACUGUAAUCUCUCAUAUUGAUCAGACAGCAUUAGCAGUGUAUUUUGCCAUGAAGACUGAUCCCAGGCCUGAUGCAACUACUAUAAAAAAUGAAAUGGAAAAACAGAAGAAUACUUUAGUGGAUGCACUUUGUCGAAAAGGAAGUGCACUGGCUGACCAACUUCUUCAUCUGCAGGCCCAAGAAGGGGCUGCUUCCAGUGAUGCGGAAGGCAAAGAUGAGGAUCAUGAGAGCUGCUCAGAAGCGUUGACAGAGACAUUCUGGGAAACAACAAAAUGGACUGAUCUUUUUGACAGCAAGGUUUUGACUUUUGCCUAUAAGCACGCAUUGGUAAAUAAAAUGUAUGGGAGAGGUCUCAAGUUUGCCACAAAACUUGCAGAAGAGAAGCCAACGAAGGACAACUUGAAAAACUGCAUUCAGCUCAUGAAAUUGCUUGGAUGGACUCAUUGUGCAACUUUCACUGAAAACUGGCUUCCUGUCAUGUAUCCACCUGAUUAUUGUGUAUUCUAGAAAACCAACAACUGUAAACUUAAAGUGAUUUUAUAUGGGGCAGGAUAUGAGAAGAUAAGUUUGACUUUUUAUUGGAACGCAUGUUUUCAUUACUGAAUGCUGAUUAUUAAAUUGUGUGUAUUUAUCAGUAAAGGCACCUGGGUACAGCUUAAUACCUGUUAACCUAACUCCUGUCAUCAGGGAGUUUCCUUAUUGUGCAUCCCAUUGCUGGCAAUGGAUGUGCCAGAACUGCCAACACCAAGGAUUUGGAAUUAGGCUGGAAAGGCUUACUGCAUGCAUGUUAGGUUCUUAACUGUUACUUUUAACUGCAAACCUGUAAAAGCUCUGUAUUUUUUACAGUAAAUUGAAUUUUAACAUGUUUGAUCUUAAUUUCAAUUGUAUGAAGGCCUUAAAGCUACUUCAAGAGUAGCUAAAAUCUUAUUUAUUAGACUAAAGUAACGGGACAUCAUUACCUGUAUUGUUUGCAAGAGUUUACAUUUAAUUUUUUUUUUUAAGAAAAAUUCAACCUCUCAAACUGUUAUAAUGUGUAACUCGGAAUUGCUGAUGCAUAGGUGCUCUUGUAAAUCUUCAUUUUGGAGUGAUUUCAGGCAAACUCAAAAAUCCAUAUGAAGUUGAGUAUCAGGACAGGCUGAUACAUGUAUAAAAGUGCCAGACAGUUAAAUCUCGAUCAGGUAUUGUAAAGCUAUACAUAUAUGUUUAAUAAUGUUAAAAAUGUAAAACACAACAGAAUAAAUGUGCAAAGUUGAAGAUCAAAAACCACCACGUGCACUCUGAUAUUUUAAAAGAUUAUUUUAUAAUUAAAAAAAAAGAAUAACGAAGCUAAAAAUUGUAUUGUUUUCUGAAAGAUACAUAAAUGAAACUUGCUGAAAGAAAACACCUUACAAACAACAGAAGUUCAGUGCAGCCCAGAAGAUCAGUGCUUUCUGUUAAAGCCUUUUUACUAACUAUUGCUACUAACAUUGUUCCUUCAGUGGAGUGAAAUUGGUCUGUUUGAACAGGUCAUAUGUAUCAGCCAGAGACAAAUUGCUAUUUCAUUUGUCUUGCCAGUUUUUUCAUAACUUGUAAUGCAAAACUCAGAUACAACUGCAACUUUACAAACAUAAAUGCACAGAAGGUGCACCAUAAUGCUGCAAAAACAUUCCAAACCAUAAGGUGCUGCCACUAAAUCAAAAUUAGUAGUAGUUUUCUCUUUAAUUCUCUCUUACUGUUGCUUUAAGCAGCUUGACAUUUGAUUCUGGAAAUUCUGCUAGAAUAGUUGUGUUAAAUAUAUUGCCAAGUUUUUCCAAAAAUUCAUAGUCUGUAGUGAAUCUGAAUUUAUUUGCCCAUAGUAAUACUGUUCCUGGCUUACAAAAAUACACCAUUGUUGCUAGCAGCUGGUCCAAAGCUGCAUGAUGGUAUACAACAUCAGUUGCCAGUAUGAAAUCAUAAUGGUAAGUUGAUACAGGAAAGUCUUCAUUGAGGCCUUCUCCCCAUACCAGUUUUCUCACUUCAGGUUUGUGCAUAUUCAUGUUUUGUGUAUUUCUUGAAAUAUUAUAUGAAAGAUUUUCAAGAACUUCAGGCAAAUCAGUAGCUGUAACAUAAGCUCCUAAAGAAAACAUGGAUUUGUUUCAAUUCAUAGGUAUGUAGUUGAACAUACCCACCCAUGGCAGGGGGACUGGAACUAGAUGAUCUUUAAGGUCCCUUCCAACCCCCAAAAUUCUAUGAUUAUAUAUAUAUCUAUAAUCAUAUUCUAUGAUCAUAUAUAUAUAUAUAUAUAUAUAAAAAAAAACUUUAUCUGCUUAACUCCCCCAGCUUCCCCUUCACCAAUAACUAAGGUAGUUACUUUAUUAACAAAACAGUAUUUUACAAUAAUUUUCAUUUUUAAAAAAAGGCAGUGACAAACAAGGUUUACUUCAACUGUUGCUUCACUGCCUUAAAGUGACAGUGGCAGAUCUAGAUCAUCUUUCACAAGAAAUCCAAAAGUAAAUAUGAAUUUACUAACCUAAGAUACAGGCCACAAUGGAAACCAAGCCUGUUCCAGCGCCGAUUUCCAAAACUUUUUUGUCUUUGAGGUUGAAUUGUUCUUGAUUUGAUUCCAGAUAUUGAGAUAAAGCCAGUGCCUAAAACAGUUAACACAUAUCCAUAAGAGAGUAACAGGUAAGUUGCACAAAAAUUCAUUAGAUGUUUUUAUACAGGUUAUUUUUUUUAUAUAUACAGUGAAAAACACUGAAGGCUGUAACAUAAAAAUGUAAUAUGGAAAGAAUUAUGAUGUGUCCUGUUUUUUAUAAUAAAAAAAAUGUUAAACAGCUUAUUUUUAGUUUUAGGUUUAUGGGAUAUGGAUUUGCUACACACUUUUAUACACUGUGAGUCUUCUGACAGCUCAAGGUAGACAGUGUUUAGAUGUGAACCAUACAGUCAGAACAACAAAUGAGGUUUAACAAUAUGUAGAAAGUAAUGUUCUGGUUUAUUAUCAUAAAUGUUAUGGUUUAUUAUCACUAUCACAAAGUAGACUUAGGCUUCAGCGAAUAUUUUUUUGAAAACCGAUUUUUCGUUUGUUUUAAUUUUUUUUUGCAAAGGAAAUGUUAAAAAUUUGUUAUUUACCAACAGAACACACUUGUCUGUUGAUAAUAGUGUAAACUUUAAAAAAAAACAAAAAACCAAACAACCAGCACCACUGUAUGGAAGUAUUCCUUAUUAGACUUUUGUAAAGGUCUUAUCAGUAGGACAUAAAUCAGCUGUUUAUAAACAUCAUAAACCGAUGCCAAAGAAAUUAACUUCCCCCUUUUGCUUCUCUUCUUUAGAAUUGUGUUACUGUUACUGUUUUAACUCUUGUGCUUUUCAUAAUGCAACACUGGCUACCUGCUCUGGGAAAGCUGACAGCUAAUGAAUCGCCAGUCCAGUUUGUGCAACCUCUUGAUUUUCUUGGAAAGUUUUACUGUCUGCAUUCUGACACCUGAUUAAUGUGAGAACUGAUGAUCUGACAUUUCAAAAUAAGAUACUGUUUCACCCACCCAUACUCUUUCUCUAUUGUUUUGAGAUUGUCUGCCGUUUUCUGUGAGCUUUUUCAAUAAAUGUGGAUCUGAAAAUUUUUGAAA